Molecule: messenger RNA, 4069 nt
Organism: Neolamprologus brichardi
Lineage: Eukaryota; Metazoa; Chordata; Actinopteri; Cichliformes; Cichlidae
Gene: zc3h12aa
Product: zinc finger CCCH-type containing 12Aa
Biological process (GO): 3'-UTR-mediated mRNA destabilization
Cellular component (GO): nucleus; cytoplasmic ribonucleoprotein granule
Molecular function (GO): RNA endonuclease activity; metal ion binding; mRNA binding
Source: RefSeq, a predicted model, not a curated record
UGCAUGCACGCGCCUGGAGGAAGAGGAGAAGAAAUAAUUUCCAAGAGGGCGGUGCUAUUGUAUGAAGUAGGAACAGCGUCAAAGUUAAGAGUGCUUCCAAACAUUAACUCGAACUUUAAGUGGCCUCUGCUGUUAAAUAGAACAGAAGGAAACCGAGCAGGCCAAGUUGAUAUAAUUCACCUUCUAUGCUCCUGAAAAAAAGAGGCUCAGAUGCUUCAGGAUGGACGAGGCUCUUCCCAGCCUGAGCUCAGUUUCAGACUCUCUGGAAGCAGACAGUGAGGAGUUCCAGCUCAGAGUGGACUUCUUCAGGAAGUUGGGUUACACCCCAUCAGAGGUCAUGGCUGCUUUGAGGAAACUGGGCUUAAGCACAGACACUAAUGCGGUGCUAGGAGAGCUCGUUAGGAACAGAACCCGCAGUGUACCUUGCAUUUUCAGCUCUGACAGUGACGAGAGGAGCACACGCCAAAACGACUCCCUGCAGCCUCCCAGUUGGGCUCUUGGGUCCUGCAAAAACACAACGCAGCUGUGGGACCAAAACAAACCGGACGAAGAAUUGAGGCCUGUUGUUAUUGACGGCAGCAAUGUUGCCAUGAGUCAUGGCAACAAGGAAGUAUUCUCAUGCCAAGGGAUUCAGCUGGCGGUGAACUUCUUCCUUGACAGAGGUCAUACUAGCAUUACUGUGUUCGUUCCCAGCUGGCGCAAAGAGCUGCCCAGAGCUGAUGCUCCCCUGACAGAUCAACACAUUCUACUGGAGCUUGAAAAAAGAAAAAUCGUUGUCUUUACUCCAUCACGCCGUGUUGGGGGCAAGCGAGUGGUUUGCUAUGAUGACCGCUUUAUUAUCAAAUUGGCGUAUGAGUCCGAUGGAAUAAUCGUAUCCAACGACACCUACCGAGACCUCCAAGCAGAAAGACCUGAGUGGAAGAAAUGCAUUGAAGAGAGGCUGCUCAUGUACUCCUUUGUGAAUGACAAGUUCAUGCCCCCAGAUGACCCUUUGGGUCGCCACGGCCCCAGCCUUGACAACUUCCUUCGGAAAAAGCCUCGUCCUACGGAGCAAAAGAGACAACUCUGUCCAUACGAAAAAAAGUGUACGUAUGGCAUAAAGUGUAAGUUCUACCAUCCUGAGCGGGUAAACCAACCCUAUCUGUCUUUGGCUGAUGAACUGAGAGAGAAAGCCCAGAUUUCUACUUUAAAAGAAGAGAGAAAUGCCAGAUUGUCACCCAGACAGCUUCAGUCUGAUCCCGCACUUGCUCAAAAUGCCUAUUUUCAUCCUCGAGACUCCAACAAAGAGCUCAAAAGAGAUCAGCAGACUGCCUCACCCCCUUCUCAGGUUAGUGAAAAUAAGCUGCUGUACUGGGAGGAUCCUAGACACAAUCCAAAUCACAUGCCGUGUUCUGUAACAGGAACCCAGUGUCAGAAAGAGUGGCCUGGGUUGCACUUGAUGCCAAAUCAUUACUAUGCCAACAUGUCUCAAGAGUACCUGGAUUCAGGCCUCGGCUCUUUUGAGAGUCAGUACUCUGAUAUUUCGCAUUCCCUCUGCAACUCAAAGAAGCUCAGGCCGCAGUAUCAGAGUGCUCCUCCUGGAGCCACAAAUUCUCUCGUACAAUUAGAGAAAAAUAACAUCAAUCAGCCUUGCAAGUGCUGUUCUCAUGCAGUGCCCUCAACAGUUCACCAGCAAUUUCAUGGAAACAUGGACUCUCAGGCACAACCCCAAUACAGCGCCUAUCACCCAAAUGCCCUCACACCCACUGCUUCUCACCAGCACAGUCUCCCCAGCCAUUUCCAGUACAGUGGAGGCACCCAUGUUCAGCAACAUUACUGGUCAGAUCCCUUUCAGGGGUUACCACAAGCCAGCAGACCAAACAGCCUCCCUUCUUCAAUUCGUUCUUCACACUACCACAAUUCUUGUUGCUCUAGCAACAGUCAUCUGUACUAUUCAAGGGGACAACAACCAUCUUCUGCUGCACUUGACACACAAAGGUUAGAACUCCGCAACAAGCUCAAAACUAUCUUCAACCCACAUCUGGUGGAUACUGUCAUGGAAAUGUUUCCAAAUCUGAUGAAUGCUGAGAAACUAGCUGCAGAGAUACUGAAGCUGAAAGCCCAAAGAGAUCUUUUCUGAUUAUUCUUCUUUCAGACCUGUCAUUACUACUUGCCUUGACCUCAAUAGCAUCCUUAUCACCUUUUCAGAAGGUCGCAUAGUGCCUAUAGCUGAGUCAUUUAAAAACAAAUUCUGUGCAAUGUGCUAUUAUACUGUAAAAAUGAAACAUUUUGUUUUAUUUAUGAAUGAUUUAGUUAAUCUGUUAUAGGUUAUAUAUAUAUUUUAUGACACUGGAGUCAUAUGUCUUUGUCAUCCAUGUUUUGGAUAAAAAGUGCCUCUAGAUGGAAAACGGUUACAUUUAUGCAUAUUUGUUUAUGCAUAUUGCAUCAAAGUUAAUUAGUUUUAAGUUCUCAUGAAAUAACCUGUUGCUACUAUGUGCUACUUUUAAUCUUAGUUCUUCAGAAACAGCCUGCAGACAAGUAUUAUCCUUUCAAGGGACAUUUGCAGUAUACUAAAAAACACUGGCAGUCAGUCCAGAAAAGUAGGCUUCCAAAUAUUAUUAAAAGAAAGUAGCUGAGAUACCACAACAAAAAUGAAACGCUAAUUAUGUAGGUGAGCUAUAAAAACCUUUAUGAACUAUAGAUACAGCCACCAUGACAUAACCCACUGGUUUGGGAAGUCCCUUUUUGAGAGCAUUUUUGCUGUUGCUAUCUUGCUUUUGUUUUUGUUUUUUAAACAAACAUGACAAGUGAGGACAGAGAAAAUGAGGACACCAAACGCUCAUGCAAUGGUAACCUGUCACACAAGUUACACAGAAGGUAUUUUCAGCUGCUUUCUUAUCACCACAGUAGAUAGAUCUGCAUGUUUGACCUUCCUGAUGUAACCAGUACUAGGAGUGCAUUUACCCUGUGAGCUUGGCUUUAUGUCUCCUCUCCAUCUCAGGCCAGAGAGCUUUUACAUGUAAGGGUAACAUGUUAACCUCAGAGCUACAUCCUGCUCAUCUACUUCACUGUAAAGACAACACCACAAAAAGACAGCUAAAUAGAACUCCUGCAUGCUGUCUCUGUCAUUGCUCGUAUGUUUAAUAAAUGUUUGCAUCUAUCCAACCUUCAGCAUUUUGGAAAUUACAUGUUAAAUGUGCAGGCUUAAGGUCACCUCAACAUAAACUGGGCGCUAAAGAGGCAUUGAGUCAUCCACUUUACACCUCUGUCUGAGGUUUCCAAAGUAAAGUUAAUUGUUGAAUUCGUUAUCUGAAUUUUUUCUAUCGUGACUUUUGAGUUUUUGCAUUAGAAAAGGCAACUGAUAAUGUCCUGCUGCAUUUUUAAAUUGUUUUUAUUGGUCGGGAAUUUUGUUUCUCCUUUAUUAACCAGCUCAAACUUUAAACUUUCAAGAGUAUUUCAUCUGAUAUAUCAAUAAUUUUGAAGUGUUCCUACCUGUCAGCAUUUUGUUUCUGUCCUGAUAAGAUCUGGCAUGAGAAAACCUGUAGUUGGUUACGUCACAGAGGGCAUGUUUCUCUGUAGUGUAAAGUCAGUAGUUUGAUUUACGGCAUACGCCUCUCCAAAGAGCGACUCUGUUGCUUUUAGUUCCCCACUUCUGAAAUACCUUUGGUGUCCUUGCUCUGUGAGCUUCAUAAGUAAAUAUAAAAGUCAUGUAGUCCACAAAGAUAAGCUAACAUUGCAUGUUUUUGCCAUACAGUGUAAAUGCUGAUCUUGCUAGGAAAUUGAAACUGAACUUAAGAAAUGGCUUUGACCCAAGCAAAAGGAACUUCCUGAUGUGUCAUCAUCAUUUGUUCCGUAAACCUGAAUCAGCUUCAUGAAUCAUUCUCUGAAUAACUGUCCCGAUUAGUGUGUGUAGGAGAGACUACAGUAUAACGUAUAAAAAUGACAGUUAUGGAAUUUAGUUCUCAUAAAUGAUUUGUAUUCUCUAUUCUUAUAUUGGACCAUUAACUUCAAAUGUUUAGUGUUAGAACUCAUUGUAAGAAUAUUUAGGAAAUGCAUUGUCACUACCUAUUAAAGUCUAUUGUAAUAAUAA